Molecule: messenger RNA, 5180 nt
Organism: Argiope bruennichi
Lineage: Eukaryota; Metazoa; Arthropoda; Arachnida; Araneae; Araneidae
Product: terminal uridylyltransferase 7-like
Exons: 23
Coding region: 499-4107 (1202 amino acids)
Molecular function (GO): zinc ion binding; nucleic acid binding; RNA uridylyltransferase activity
Source: RefSeq, a predicted model, not a curated record
UGCGUAUUUGUUGGUGUCUGCCAAUAACAUGUUAUUUUUUUACACAAACAUACACAUCCACGCAUGUUUCGUUUUGAUAAAGGUAGGAAAUAGUAGACGUAUUGAUAAAAAAAAUGUAGGAAAAGAAGAGGCAUAUUUUGUUAAAUUAUUUUAAUCCUCUGGAGGUGAUUUUUACAUUAUUACAUAGGGUUUGAUUUUAAUUUUUAAAUUAGAUUCUUUUCAACAAAAAUAUUUUAAUGAAAAAGAUGUGCUUGCAAUAUGACAUUCUAAAAGGUUGCUCAAUCGGCAUGGAACAUAAGUAUCAGUCUUUUCUUAUUGAUGGACUACUUUGGAUAUUUUUGUAUUGUGGUAGCCCCUAGGCUUGGUUGGCAUCCUUCAGAAUAUGUCAAGUUUUAUUAUGCAGAAUUUAACCACUGAGGCUAUACAUCUCGGUUGCUUAUUGAUUGAAACUUGAGGAAUAUUUUAACAUAAACCGAAAUCCAACAUUUGAAAUUCAAAAUGAGUUUUAUGGACAAAGAUUUUGAUGCUGUUGCUGCAAAGCGCAUAGAUGAGGUUCAGAAAAAACAAAGACCAAAAAUGGAUAUAAGUGAUGCAAAUAAUAAAAUCAAAAAGAUACUAUCAAAAAACAAAAAUUGUGCUCCAUCAUUUAUUCCAAAUAAGGAAGAUACCCCAUCCAAUUCUGAUAUUCUGGAGAAGCAAAAACCUGAAAAACUCCCAUCUAAGAAAAGAAAGGAACAGCAACCUUAUCGACCUACUGUAGGCAAAUAUAAAAAAUGUCUGGAUUCAAAAACCUCAAAUCAAAGCCCUGAUUUGACAAGUAAUUCUCCCUUGAAUUCUGAACUUAAAACUACUCAAAAUGGUGAUAAAAUGCUAUCAAGAAAUAAAAAUUCAGAAAAACGUUCCCAAAAUAGUUGGGACGUUAUUGAAUUGCAAAAUAGCACAGGCAAUUUUUCAGACUCUCAUUCAAUUAACGUUAUUAACAAUUCUUUAAAAAUUACUACAAAAAGUAGUAAAAAUGAUAAUGUUUUAGUUAGUGAUUCAUCUGAAUUUACAUUUGAUGUCAGUUCCCAUGGUUUGAAUGGGAAUUUAACAGGUGUGUAUGACUUGCCAUUAACAAAUAAGAAAAAUGUUAAAAGUGAAGGCAUUUCAAUUAGUGUUCCAUCUGAGCUCACUUCUGAUGUCAGUUCCCCAGAUUUAAAUGGGGAUUUAACAAGUGUAGAUGACAUUGCUCAGCCAUCAACAAUUACUAAGAAAUUUAGUAAGAUUGAUGACAUUUUAGUUAAUGGUGCAUCCCAACUUACUUCUGAUUUCAAUAUGACAGGCCCAAAUGGGAAUUCAACAAGUGAAUGUGUCUUAACAUAUCCGCUAACAACUAAUUGGAAUGAUCCUUUUUCAAUUUCUGAUGUACCUAUUCUUGCACCUGAUUUCAGUUCCCCUUAUGCAAAUGGGGAUUUUUCAAGUGUGUGCAGUUUUGCAGAAUCAAAUACUUUGUUUGAUAUUAAUUGGAGUGAGGACUAUAUACCACCACCAAAUCUUGCAUCUCCAAAUACUUACGUAACUUCAGAAAUUUUUGAAACUAAUCCUUAUUUAAACAGAUGUCAGCUUUCAAAUCUGAAUAAUUUAAAUUUAGAAGAUCAUUUUUCUGAAAGUCAAAGUAUUCAUCAUGAUAAAUUGGGCCUUCAGGAGCAUGAAAUUACUUCUACUAUUUCUGUCAAAGGAAAUGAAGUUAAAACUACUGCUUCUUGUGAAGGUGGCCAGUUUCCAGAAUCUCAGCCUACAGGUUCCUUUGAAGAUGAUCAAGUAUUUGACUGUGAAUUCAUUAAAAAAAUUGAUCAGUUUCUUCACAAAUUGAUAUCUGAAAGAUACAUGCAGAAAGCUAUUGCUGAAAAUAUCUUGAAUGAUCUAAGAAAAUUUAUAAAAUAUUAUUUCAAUGGAAAUUCAGUUAAAUUAUAUGGUUCAUACUUAUAUGAUGCUGCUGUUAGUACAUCAAAUUUAAAUCUGGCUUUAGUGUCUGACUAUCCAAUAAAAAAUAGUUUUUUGCUGUGUAUACAAAAGAAGCUUGCUAUAGAAAUGAAGGACUAUAAAGUUGACCCAUUUGAGGAAAAUCAGAACCCUAGAAGAUCCAAGAUCUGCUUCUCAGAUAAUGACCAUGGUAUCGCUUGUGAAUUAAUUUGUUUAGGAAGUACAGUUUCCAAAUAUUUGGAGUUGAAUAACAUGUUGAAGGCUGUUUGCAAUUUUGAUCGUAGAAUACAGAAUCUUGUUAUUGUUAUAAAGCUUUGGGCCGAGACUUGUGAAAUUAAUGAGGUUGAAAAUGGCAAGCUUCACCCAAUUGGAUUUGCAUUGUUGGUUUUGCAUUAUCUUCAGCAACUUGAAAAGCCACUUUUACCUUUUUUGAAUGUAUCAUCUAAAAAUUGGGGUUUAAAAGAUUUACCAGUUAGAAAUAUGUCUUCACUUGGAGAACUUUGGCUAGAUCUAUUGAAAUAUUAUGGUUAUGAAUUUAAUUGGAAUGAGUGUGUAGUAACAGUAACUGAUAAAACUCCAGUUCCUAAAAGUACUAAAUCAUGGCAACUUUCGUGGAUUGCUAUAGAAGACCCAUUUAGUGAAACAAAUGUUGCAAAUAAUAUUAUAACAUCAGACUCUGCUGAAUUCAUAACAUCAUGUUUUAAGAAAUCAUAUGAAUAUUUUUCUUCUGGUCCUUGUGAUUCAGAUUCCACUUCAUCAGGAUCUGAUCAUAAUGAUUCUCAGAAAAUUCGCAAGUGCAGUACUUUUAAGUUGAGUGAUUGCAUUUCCCGUGCACCUCCUGUGUUCUUCUCUGAUGAUGACGACUCUGAUUAUGAGAAUGACUAUGUACCUAAACAAGUGGUACCUGAAGAACCCUUGAAAUUUUCCAAGAUAAGUGAAACAAUGAUGAAGAAUGUGAAUCGAGUAUUGCAUGAAGUUUAUGGUAAAUACAAAUUACCAGAUCAUCAACUAAGAGGUCGUCAAGCUUUUGUGAAAGACUUAGAAAGUUAUAUCAGGAACUUGUUCCCUAAUGCUAAAUUGAACUUAUUUGGCUCCACCGUGAAUGGAUUUGCAUUCAAAAGAAGUGAUUUGGAUAUAUGUAUGACAUUUGAGGGGAGAGACAAGAAAGAAAAUUCUGCAGCAAGUGUUUUGAAAAAGUUGGUGUAUCAUCUACGCAGAAGAGAUGAUCUUAAAAAUGUAUUUGGAUUAUACAAAGCACAGAUCCCCAUUAUUAAAUUUAAUGUCACUCAUCAAAAUUGGCACUGUGAUCUUAGUUUUUACAAUAUUUUGGCUGUUCAUAAUUCUCAUCUCCUUUACAAAUAUUCAAUGAUGGAUGAAAGAUGCCAAAUUCUGGGGAUUUGUCUCAAAUAUCUUGCCAAGAAAACAUGCAUUGCUGACUGUGCAAUUAGAACUUUGUCAUCAUAUUCAUAUAUUUUGUUGACUAUACAUUUUCUACAACAAGUUAAUCCACCAAUUUUACCUGUGAUGCCUAUACAUGAUAAAGGGGUAUUUGAUGAAGAAAUAGAUGCAAAGGAAUUAAAAAGAAGAGGAGUUUUACAGAAUCGUAAUUUUUGGUAUUCUGAAGAUAUUGAGCAGUUGAAAAAGAGAUAUCUUGGAAAUGAAAGAAAUACAUUAAGUGUUGGUGAGUUAUGGCUUGAAAUGUUGGAGUAUUACUUAAAAUUUGAUUACAACAGAGCAGUUUCUAUAACUGAGAAGGAGCCAGUUCCCUCAUCAUCAUUACAAAGAUAUGCAUGCCUUUUCAACAUUGAAGAUCCAUUUAUAUCAAAAAGAAAUUUAGGAUGCAUAGUCUCUCAAGAAAAGGCCCAAGAAACUAGAAAAGUUUUUCAUCGGACAAGAAUGUUGUUUGGAUGUGAUUAUCCUUGUGACAAAAUGAAAAUUUUGCGAGAACACUUUUUUUGUCCUACUAGCCUAACUGGGCGAACUACGAGAGAUGUUGAAUGCUUUGCGUGUGGAGGUUUUGGACAUGUAAGGGAAGAAUGUCCUAAGGCAGAUCCAUUCAAGAAUCGAAAACCUUGGAAAUCAAGUAGGAAAUCAAGUACAAAUAAAGCUCAAAAAUCAACAAAUGUGUUUGAAAGGAAAACAUAACGGUUUCGUUUUUCUCUGCAUUGUUGUUGUGCUGUGAUAUUCUUUGUCUUUCUGUGAAACUAGUCUAAAUAGUGAUUUUUUUUUAAAAAUGUCUCUAUGAGAGUUAUAUAUAAGAUCUGUUGAAAGCAAGUGACUAGAUUUACAUUUCAUGGAUUUUAUAAGUCUUUUAAAUAUUAAUGACUAUUUUAUAUACAAUUCUAAUGAAUUCUUAAUUUAUAAAUGCUUGACAACAUAAAAUCUUGUUAUCGUAAUUAGGAAACACAAUUCAUACUUUUUACCACUUCUUAAUAGAAGUUUUAAUAAUGUUUAUAUCUUUUUUUUUUAUCUUACAUGAUAAGAUCUGAGCAAUAAGUAUUUUUUAUAUUGUUUGUAUUAUAAAUUAAUAUUAUGCAAUAAAAAUAAUGAAAAAUCUAAAAAAGAAUGAUUGAAUACUGAAAAAUAUUUUUUUUUCUAACUGCAUGUCAAUAAGAAUAUAAUUUUUGUAUCUAUGAUAGUAAUCAUAAUACCAUGUGUAUUACAAGGUUCCUAUUGUCCCCCCCCCUUUAUACCAUUUUUCAGUAAAGGACUGAGUCUUUAAGAGUCAUUUUAAAUGUUUCAUUUGUUAAUUAUGAAUCACAAGGCAUAUUAUUGUCAUUCGUUUUGAAUGAUUGUUUGUUUGUAGAAAUAUAAUACCAAAGUAACUUUAUUUCACUGUGACAUUUUGGAUAUAUCAAAUAUGUUUGUGUACGUUUUAUAAUUUUGAAAUUAAUUUAUUGAACAUUCAAAUGAGAUGCUUUUGUGUAAUUGAAUGUACUUGAUGUAAUCAGCAUUUACUGUAGUUAUAAUUUAUGUAAAUAUGGUGGACAUUUUUUGGAUUAUAUUAAUCGCAAGUUAUGUUGUGCUGGUUACGAUGUUUCAUAGGCGAAGGCUGGGGGGAGGUGCAUAUUUUGCAAAUGUCAAGCCUGUAUAUUUUUGCUUUUACCUGAUUUUAUUUUCUGUUGAACAUUUUACUUGUGUAUAAUACGGAUUAAUAUUUGCAUAACUGACUUCGCCAAAUGUAAUUUUACGAUGUUUAAUAAAAAUUGAAUUUUUAA